Molecule: messenger RNA, 4944 nt
Organism: Penicillium argentinense
Lineage: Eukaryota; Fungi; Ascomycota; Eurotiomycetes; Eurotiales; Aspergillaceae
Exons: 3
Coding region: 1-4944 (1647 amino acids)
Biological process (GO): transmembrane transport
Cellular component (GO): fungal-type vacuole membrane; fungal-type vacuole
Molecular function (GO): ABC-type peptide transporter activity; ATP binding; ATP hydrolysis activity
Source: RefSeq, a predicted model, not a curated record
AUGCUACCGCACUGCGAGGGCCCUGUUUGGGCCAUCGAUGACCUCUCUCGGUGCUUCCAACGCAAUGUCCUGCAAGUCUCGCUCCCGCUGGCGGCAUGCAGCAUUUCUCUCCUUCUCAUAAUCUCCAGCGUCGCAUACCGUUAUGCUGUCUCCCACAAAGGCGUCGCGUACAAGGUCCUCCCCAACGAUGCGUCCGCAGGCGACAUUCCCAAUGGCCGCGAAAGCGAUUCCGAUCCCAUGCUCUCCCAUGCCGUGCAGAGCGAGAAUGAACAUGUGCAACUUGAGGUGGAUCGCCCGAAGGGAGAAAUCACAAUCGUCACCCUCGAGGUCGCCGCCCUGAUCGGUCAGAUCGCCCUCUAUGUCGUCAUUUUGACCUCUCACGGCUGGGGUCGCCAUGGAACUCUCCCCGCGAUCGCGGGCCUGGUCUCGUGGGGUUAUAUCCUGUUCUUGGUUCUGGUGCGCUUGUUGCUGUCCUCGAUGGAUCUGUUCUCCGCACCAAGAAUCUGGACCCAUACGGCAAUGCUAUACAGCGCCCAAUGGCUCUUCAACGUCAUGGUCUUCCGAUCCGCCGUCAUCCACCCGAUUUCCCGACGCGCCUUGAUCCUCAGCAUUAUUGAGUUCGUCUUGAGCACGCUGCUCUUCAUUGUCGCCCUCACGACCCGUCGAGGCAACAAGCCGGUUUUGGUUCAACGCGAGGAUGGAUUGGAGCCUCCACGCCACCCCAUGGCGAGUCUUCUGUCGCUUGCAACAUUCGCCUGGCUGGACCCGCUGGUUUUGAAGGGAUACCGACAACCGUUGGAACUGGAGGAUGUGUGGAACUUGACUCCAUCUCAAAAGGCCGCUACGGUUAUUGCGGACUUCCGGAAACGAGAGAUGAAGGGCUCUUUGGCAUGGAAGCUUCUACGGUACUUCUUUGGCACCCUUAUGAAGCAGGGUGCUUGGACCAUUUUUGCCAAUAUGUUCGUCUUUGUUCCGAGUCUUCUUCUCAAGGCUAUUCUCGAAUACGUUGAAAACCCCCGCUCGACCACUCCCAAUGCGGCGUGGCUGUACGCCAUUCUCCUGUUUUGCUCGGCUAUUGUGCAAGGUGUUGCAGAUGGCCAGGCUCUUUUCAUUGGCCGCAAGAUGGGUGUCAAGAUCCGCGCGAUCAUUAUUGGAGAAAUAUAUGCCAAGGCCCUCCGACGAAAAGCGGGCGCCUCCAUGGAUGCUGUCCGCAAGGCAGUCGAGGAGCCUUCCGCGCCCAAGGACUCGGCACAAAAGAAAAAGAAAGGUCUCCUCUCCUUCGGCCGUAAGAAGAACGCUAAUUCUAAUGACACCGAGACUGGCGAAAACGCGAAAUCUGACUUGGAAGACGCUGCCGUGCAGGCCAAUGUUGGUACCAUAAUUAACCUGAUGGCGAUUGAUUCCUUCAAGGUCAGCGAAGUUGGUGCUUACCUGCACUUCCUGUGGGCUAGCGUUCCAGUACAAAUUAUCAUGGCUGUCACCCUGCUCUAUAAGAUCAUGGGCUUCAGCUCAUUUGCUGGUAUUGCCCUGAUGGUUUUGAUGUUGCCGAUCAACCUCUUUAUCGCUCGUCAAUUCAACAAGGUGCAGAAUAUGAUUCUUAAGGGCACUGACGCUCGUAUCCACGCGACCAACGAGGUUCUGCAGAACAUUCGCAUCAUCAAGUAUUUCGCGUGGGAGCAGCGUUUCCAGGACAUCGUCAACGAGAAGCGCAAGGCUGAACUGAAGUCUCUGCGCCGCCGUUAUAUCCUUUGGUCGUCUGCCGCUACUGUCUGGUAUGGCACCCCGAUCUUGAUUACAUUCCUGUCGUUCUUCCUGUACACCGUCGUCGAGAAGAAGCAAUUGACCCCAUCGAUUGCCUUCCCGGCAUUGUCGAUGUUCUCUCUGCUCCGUGUGCCAUUGGAUCAAUUGGCGGAUAUGGUUGCCCACGUUCAGGAAUCGAAGGUGUCACUGGACCGUGUGGACAAGUAUCUGAACGAGGAAGAAACUGGAAAGUAUGAUCAACUGCGUGACAGCAGUGCCUCAGAAGGUCCGACCAAGAUUGGAAUUGAAAAGGCCACUUUGACCUGGGGAACCACCAAGUCUAAGCCGCAAGAUUCUUCUUCUGCUGACGGCGCUGAUGCCUUCCGGUUGAUCAACAUUGACGUGGAAUUCCCCAUUGGCCGCCUCAGUAUAAUUGCUGGCCCCACUGGUUCUGGAAAGACCUCAUUGCUUAUGGGCUUGCUUGGUGAAAUGCGGAUUGUCGAAGGUCGCAUCUACCUUCCUGGUGGAAUGUCGAAUCGUUCAGAUCUUCCAGUUGAUCCUGAAACUGGCCUGAUUGAUAGCGUUGCUUACUGCGCCCAGGAGGCUUGGUUGGUUAAUGACACAGUCAAGGAAAACAUUAUCUUUGCCUCCCCGUACGACGAGAAACGUUACCGCGCAGUCCUGAAGGCAUGCGCUUUGGAGCGUGACAUUGAAAUCCUGGAUGCUGGUGACCAAACCCUUGUUGGAGAGAAGGGUAUCAGUCUGUCUGGUGGUCAGAAGCAGAGAAUCUCUCUUGCCCGAGCUGUUUACAGCAGUGCCCGCCACUUGCUUCUCGAUGACUGUCUUUCCGCUGUUGACUCCCACACUGCCAAACACAUCUUCCGUCAAGCUCUGACCGGCCCGCUUAUGAUGAACCGUACUUGCAUUCUGGUUACUCACAAUGUGGCUCUGACUGUGCCCCAGGCCGAUCAUGUCGUUGUCCUCGACAACGGCAGGAUUGCCUCGCAAGGCCGUCCUGAUGAUGUUGCUGCUGCUGGUGCGCUUGGUGAUGAGUUCUUCAAGUCCCGACCUGGAUCCCGAGCAAGUUCACGAGGUCUCUCCCGUGUGCCUUCAGAGCACGAAGAAGACUCCACUGAAUCCGGUGCAAAUGGAACUGCCAAUGGCACAACAGGCAAUGCUAAGAAGGACGAAACCUCCCGCAUGAAGGAAGGCAAAGCCACUGGAAGCAUCAAAAUGUCGACUGUCGCCAUGUACCUGAAGUCAAUGGGUUCUUGGUACUACUGGAUCUUGGCUGUCACUGUUUUCUGCCUGCAACAGCUGGGUUCGGUUUCUACCAAUAUCUGGAUCCGACAGUGGGCCAAUUCCUAUCACACUUCCAGUGCUAGCUCCGAGGAUGCCGGUAGUUAUGCCGCCGCUGCUCACCUGAAGCCCCCGUCCUUUAAUGUGGGAAGUGUUUCUAAGAUGAGCACAUGGGGGCCUCCUCAGCUGAGCACACGCACCUCAGGCACUACUCCUGAUGGGCAGGUCAAUGUCGCUUACUAUCUAGGUGUGUAUGCGCUGCUAGGCUUCUUGUACAUCUCUAUCUCCCUGAGCCGAGAAGCAGUGCUAUUCUGGGGUUCCCUCCACGCAUCCUGGAAGAUCCAUGAUCGUCUUUUGAAGACGGUUAUGCACGCAAAGUUCCGAUUUUUUGACUCGACACCUCUCGGUCAGCUCAUGAACCGAUUCUCCAAGGACGUUGAAUCUGUCGACCAGGAAGUUGCACCCGUGGCAAUCGGUAUGCUCCAUAGCUUGGCAUCUGUGAUCAUGAUUGUGAUUUUGAUCUCGGUUAUCACGCCCGGUUUCCUCAUUGCCGGCGUGUUUAUUACUCUUGUGUACACUGCCCUAGGUGCUAUCUACCUGAAUUCGUCUCGCGAUCUGAAGCGAUUGGAGUCCGUCCAGCGCAGUCCUUUGUACCAGCAAUUCGGCGAGACGCUCAACGGCAUUGUCACAAUUCGGGCUUAUGGCGAUGGCCCUCGAUUCAUUGUCGAUAACCACCGUCGUAUCAACUCCUACAACCGACCCCACAUUUACCUCUGGGCCAGCAACCGCUGGCUUGCUCUUCGUGUGGACUGGACUGGUGCUCUUGUCUCUUUCUUCUCGGCCACCUUCGUCUUGAUCAAUGUUGGAAGCAUCGAUGCUGGUGCUGCCGGUCUGUCUCUUACCUACGCUGUCACCUUUACGGAAAACGUCCUCUGGCUCGUCCGCCUCUACUCAGAAGUUCAGCAAAAUAUGAACUCGGUCGAGCGUGUGCGCGAGUAUCUGGAUGUCGAACAGGAGGCUGCUCCUGUCAUCCCUGAGUCUCGCCCGGCGGCUGGCUGGCCCACUGAAGGUGCCGUUGAGUUCAAGGGCUACACUACCCGAUACCGCCCCGACCUCGACGCCGUGCUGAAGGAAGUGUCUUUUUCGUCAAGCCCGAGUUCUCUGGCACUGGCUCUCUUCCGUGGCUUGGAAGCCGAGAAGGGUAAGAUCAUGAUUGAUGGCAUUGACAUCGGUUCUAUUGGCCUGCGGGAUCUCCGCGAGGCGAUCACCAUUGUACCCCAAGACCCGACUCUGUUCACUGGCACUAUCCGCAGCAACCUUGACCCAUUCGGCCUCUUCAGCGAUGAGGAGAUCUUCACUGCCCUCCGCCGUGUGCACCUGAUCGGCUCUGAUGCUUCCGGCACCGCAACACCCAUGACCUCGAGCACCUUUACAGCCACCGAAGCCAACGGCAUGAACGGUAGCACUGCCACCAUCGCCGAUAACAAGAACGUCUUCCAUAAUCUCGACAGCCUGGUCUCGGAAUCCGGUUCGAACUUGUCUCAGGGCCAGCGACAGCUCCUGUGUCUCGCGCGCGCUCUCCUCAAGAAGCCCCGUGUCUUGAUGAUGGACGAAGCCACCGCUUCCAUCGACUACGCCACCGACGCUAAGAUCCAAGAGACCCUGCGUGAGCUGCGCGACAGCACCAUCAUCACUAUUGCGCACCGCCUGCAGACCAUCAUCGACUACGACAAGGUCCUGGUUCUCGACCACGGCCGCGUUAUCGAGUUCGAUCACCCCUGGGGUCUGAUCAACCGCGAUGAGGGCCUGUUCCGGAGCAUGUGCGAGAACAGCGGAAACAUGGACGUCCUGCUGGAUGGAGCCAAGCGCGCCUGGACCCAGAAGCGUCUUGUCGACGAUUCCUAA